This is a messenger RNA of Aaosphaeria arxii CBS 175.79, 1128 nucleotides long. Its product is annotated as transferrin receptor. Gene Ontology annotation, molecular function: metalloexopeptidase activity. Gene Ontology annotation, biological process: proteolysis. The record is from RefSeq and is a predicted model, not a curated record. The transcript is spliced from 3 exons. Lineage: Eukaryota; Fungi; Ascomycota; Dothideomycetes; Pleosporales. Bases 1 to 1128 code for a protein of 375 amino acids.
AUGAGAUUUUCUACUAUUGUACAUUCACUGUCUGUCGCUUCGGCACUUGGGGCUUCCAUACCCAAACGCAAUGAAGAGUUAUUUACUCUAAAGUUCUCUGCUGAGGAAACAAGCCAAGUCACUGCUGCGGAAAAGUGGAAGCUUCUUAAGGCAGGAAAACGAUUCGUAGACAUCACAAACCACGCCGACUUCCAUGCUGCCGCCCGGAAGCGUAAUGUUCAGACUAAUGUCACUUUUCCAUCAGCAGUCCAUUAUGAAGAAAGCGUCAACGCCCUCUUACCGAGGCUCAAUAAGACCAAUAUGGAAUCCGUAUUGAAACCGUUUUCCGAGUUCUAUAAUCGUUGGUUCAACAACACAAAUGGCAAGGAAUCGUCCGAAUGGCUGUAUUCCCAGGUCCAAGCUAUCAUCAAUUCUUCUGAAGCAAAGGGUGCCGAUGUACGUUUCUUCAAGCAUGACUUUCCACAGAGCAGCAUCAUUGCCACCAUCCCCGGGAAAAGCAACAAUACUAUUGUCAUCGGCUCGCACCAGGACACCAUCUCCCUCGACGAAGAGGGUGACCCCGGUUUGUUACGUCACCCAGGUGCCGAUGACGAUGGCAGCGGUGUGGUCACCAUUCUUGAAGCAUUCAGGGUACUUCUUUCUGACCCGACCGUGGCAAGCGGCCGCGCGGAAAACACCUUGGAAUUCCACUGGUAUGCGGCAGAGGAGCCCGGUCUAUUGGGGAGCCAGGCGGUGUUCGAGAAUUACAAGAACAACUCCAGGGCUGUGAAGGCCAUGUUGCAACAGGACAUGACAGGCUAUGUCAAGAAUGGUACUGUCGAACAAUUUGGUCUUAUCACUGACCAUGUGAGCGUUCCAUUGACCGAGUUUAUCAAACUUGCCAUCGACGCUUAUUGCGACAUACCUUACGUCGAGGACGAAUGUGGAUACGGCUGUUCUGAUCAUUCCAGCGCUCUCGAUGCCGGUUACCCUUCUGCAUUCGUCUUCGAGUCUGCGUUCAACGACCACAGUCCUUACAUUCAUUCCGCAAAUGACACCAUUGAGUCUGUGAAUUUUGACCACGCACUUCAGCAUGCAAAGCUGGUGGUUGGUUUCGCCUACGAGCUGGGAUUCACGGCAAAUUUGUGA